Komagataella phaffii GS115 is the source of this 2262-nucleotide messenger RNA. Its product is annotated as Member of the PAK family of serine/threonine protein kinases with similarity to Ste20p and Cla4p. NCBI's taxonomy places the organism in Eukaryota, Fungi, Ascomycota, Pichiomycetes, Pichiales, Pichiaceae. Gene Ontology annotation, cellular component: cytoplasm. Gene Ontology annotation, biological process: protein phosphorylation; intracellular signal transduction; regulation of MAPK cascade. The coding region runs from base 1 to 2262 and encodes 753 amino acids. The transcript has a single exon. Gene Ontology annotation, molecular function: ATP binding; protein serine/threonine kinase activity. The record is from RefSeq and is a predicted model, not a curated record.
AUGUCUUUCUCCGCUACAGAGUACUUCCCUUCAGAUGCUUUCUCUAAUCCAGGAAGAGCUCCUCCAGCACCAGCACAGGAUUAUCAUGCCCACCUUAAGAGUGGAAGUAAUUCUUCUGAAGGCUCCGCAAAUUCAAACUAUCCGUAUUAUCACACCAAAAUCGACUUGAAAAGGCGCCAAACAUGGGUUAACAUCAAGGAAGGUGACUCCUUAAUGUCCUUCAGAUGGUCCAAGCGACUUAUGUUUCUUGGAGAAUCCUCAUUAGACUUUUAUAAGAGUGAGAAUAAACGGCAAGACGAGUUGUCCUAUAGCAUCCCUUACUUGAACGUUGCAAACUUGGUAAGAAACCAAAUUCGUUCUCAUUGUUUUGAAAUUAGCAACUCCAAUGAUAAGCAUCUAUACGUGUCAUUCAAAACAGACCAAGAGCUUUAUGAUUGGAUAGAUGUCAUUAUGGCCAAAUGCCCAAUAAACUCGGGAGGUGGUACUCCUGUCUCCAAACCUACCAAUUUCACACAUAAAACUCAUGUCGGGUUCGAUCCUACUAGUGGGAAAUAUACAGGUCUUCCUAACGAGUGGAAAAGCCUGUUGGAACACUCUCAUAUCACUAAUGAGGACUGGAACGAGAAUCCCAGCGCCGUUAUUGAUGUCCUUAAUUUUUACUCAGAUAUCACUAGCGAUCAAAACACUCAGGAUGAAAAGGACAAAAUAUUCAAUGAAAACCUCUUGAAAUGGACAAAACCACCCUCCAGCUCGGGUCUGCAUCUCAACUCAUCUACUCCUCCCCCAGUUGUUCCCCUUCCUGUAUUAAAUCCCCAUAGUCCAGCAGAUUCAAACAUCCCCCCUAAGGUUCUCCCAUAUAGACCUAAAGGAAAAGAAUCUGAAAAUUUAGUCCCCAUAAGAAGAGCUCCUCCUCCUCCCACCAGGUCACCAUUCACAGACCAGAAAACAGGUCAACCAAAUGGUGUAUCUCCUAAACCAAAACUUCAACUGAGGACAGACGAGAACUAUCAGCAGAAGCCAAAGGCUAAACUGUCGUUUGAACAGCAAAGAUACUAUCAGGAAAGCAACCCAUAUGCCUCUUCUCCAUCUCCUGGAGUCUCCCCUGGAGGUGUUUCUCCCCUUCAUAUUUCACCUGUUGCUCGCCGUGUCUCCCCACCGAAGGCUGAGCACCAGAGACAGGCACCAAAGCCUCCUGUUGCUUCAAAUGAUAUCAGAACUCAGAAACCGCAGCAGCCACAACACUAUGUGCCUCAAAAAACUCAGCAGGUGCCUAAAGCUCCAACGAAUAAUCCAAUGUCAGUGGCGGCAGCCGUAACGGCACAGAAGUUGUCACCUCUACGAAAAUCGGAGAAACGUAUUUCUACAAUGACGGAAGCACAAAUAAUGUCUAAGCUUCGUAGCGUUGUUGUUCAUGACACGGAUCCUGUGCCUUACUUCCAGAUGAUUGAGAAAGCUGGCCAAGGGGCUAGUGGUUCUGUUUAUUUAGCAAAAUCCAAGAGAACAAACUCCAACGUGGCUAUCAAGCAGAUUGAUUUACAAAAGCAAGCCCGUAAAGAGUUGAUUGUAAAUGAGAUCUUGGUGAUGAAGGACUCUAGACAUAAGAACAUUGUCAACUUUUUGGAAGCAUACUUGCGCAAUUCUUACGAGUUGUGGGUAGUCAUGGAAUACAUGGAAGGAGGUUCACUCACAGACAUUAUUGAGAAUAACAAUUCUUUGAAAGAGUCUCAGAUUGCCACAAUUUGUUUGGAAACUGUGAAAGGGUUGCAGUUCUUACACCGAAAGCAUAUUAUUCAUAGGGAUAUAAAGUCAGAUAAUGUGCUGCUGGACAGCCAGGGCAAUGUGAAAUUGACUGACUUUGGAUUUUGUGCCAAAUUAACUGAUCAAAAGACCAAGAGAGCGACCAUGGUUGGUACACCAUAUUGGAUGGCUCCUGAGGUGGUGAAACAAAAGGAGUACGAUGAGAAGGUGGAUGUAUGGUCAUUGGGUAUUAUGGCCAUUGAAAUGAUCGAAGGAGAACCACCAUAUAUGAAUGAAGAACCAUUAAAAGCUCUGUAUUUAAUUGCUACAAAUGGAACACCAAAGCUCAAAAAUUCAUCCGGUGUAUCUAUUUACUUGAAAAAGUUUUUGAGCAUUUGUCUAUGUGUGGAUGUCCGGUACAGAGCGACUACUGAUGAACUGUUAAAGCAUUCAUUUUUGCAAUCCGCAGCACCAGUAAGGGAUCUGGCAUGUCUGCUUGAAUGGAAAAGCGAACCCGUUGAAUGA